Messenger RNA from Magallana angulata, 1870 nucleotides. Its product is annotated as leucine-rich repeat protein soc-2 homolog. Lineage: Eukaryota; Metazoa; Mollusca; Bivalvia; Ostreida; Ostreidae. The record is from RefSeq and is a predicted model, not a curated record. The transcript is spliced from 2 exons. Gene Ontology annotation, molecular function: protein binding. Bases 152 to 1516 code for a protein of 454 amino acids.
GUCUUGAAUUAAAUGUUCCAAAUCUUAUUUUUGCUAACAAGACAAGAUAAAGGACUCAGGGCCUAUCGAUUGAGAAACCUUUGGGACAGUUUGCGUUUUAGAUUCGAUAAGAGAAGCACGUAUUCCUUUUUGUUCGAAAACAGCUAAUACAAUGCUAUUUUUAGCCUUAGCCACGCUGCUGUUGCAGAUCGUGGAGCCCGCGCCACUUUCACUGACCUGCUCACUCUGCACGUGCACGGGAGACCGAGUAAGCUGCCGGGGGGUAGGUUUGACCUCCAUGCCGCGAAUUGACAGUGCCUCCUUUAACGGUUAUCACCACCUGGACCUGAGCAACAACUUUAUUGGCAACGUUCAUCAAAAUGAUUUCCAUAAUCUUAACCAACUAAAAGAGCUGGACCUGAGCGGCAACUACCUGUCUCACAUCGACCGCCAUGCGUUUUCAAACAUCGCUAACAUAUCCUUCCUCAAUCUGUCCACUAACUCCCUAAAUUCUCUGCCUGACGCUCUUCUCGAUCUCCAUUCUUUGGAGACAUUGGAUGUUACGAGCAACCCGAUUCCUGACAAUCCAGUAACCGGCUUUACAGAUGGUGUCAUGCGCCACCUUGGCACCAAACUCAAGGAAUUCCAUUUCGGUGGUGACACUAUUAAUACCUGGCCAGUAUCUACGAACCAUUUACAAGCGCUGGAGAAGCUCGAACUGAACGGAAGUCAUAUCUAUUAUAUCCCGCCCUAUUUCAUGGAUGGUUUCAAGAGCCGGCUUCUUUCGUUGACCAUCAGAAACACUAACUUGCCGACCACACCCAUAAUGACGGGAUUGAGGAACCUUAGAGAACUCCAUUUGGACAACAAUCCUUUCCAUAACUAUGGCAUAUUGCCUAACUCCUUUACGGGGUUGGAUCAUUUAACCACCCUGAGUUUAAGAAGCGAUCAGCUUACAGAGUUUCCUCCCAUUUUGGAGCUUCUUCCAGGACUGACUAGUGUGUCGUUGGAUGGGAACAGUUUCUACUACAUCAGUGAUAACGCCAUUACCCUCAUCAAUAGAACAAGAAUAUCAGAACUGAGUCUCCGAAACUGUCAUUUAGAUCGGGUGCCGGGUUCUUUAACUGGAGCCAGUCUCCGUCAACUUACUAGCAUAGACCUAUCAAACAAUAACAUCAACAGUAUUGAGAGGUAUGACUUAAAGGACCUGGUUAAUCUUCACAAACUGUCAAUUGCCCACAAUCCCCUGCAGUAUGUCUCCGAGGAAGCCUUGAAGUUUCAAUCCUUGACGACACUGGACCUGAGCGAUACUAAACUGAAAACUAUACCACGCGCCGUGCAAAACAUUCCACGCUUGCAUGAUUUGCUUUUAACUAACAACGAAAUCGAUUGUACCUGCGAUUUAAUCUGGUUCGAGAAACUGUUGAAGGCUCGGCAUGGUAGUUUGAACGUAACCGGAAGUUGUGAGACAAUAUAUCGCACGGUAGUGGAGUAUCUCAAUCAGUUUAUUCCAAAAUGUCCGGAUUAUGUCCGUUAGAUAUAAAAAGUGUGAUUGCAAUCUUUCAGAAAUAGGGGUUGGUGGAUGGAGAAAUCUUUAAUUUACUGUUCUGUUUAUACUUUACCACUCAGACAGAACAAGCUGACACCUCUCAAAUGCAACAAAACAAUAAUUUAUUGAUUCUACCAAUGUGACUUUCUUAUCCGCGGAAGAGACAAAUUCAUAUAUGUUUUCUUUUUUGUAAAAUUAAAAAUACAUUUGUGGGGAAAUAUUUCAAUAAGCCACGUAAUCAUAUCAUACUUGAUUUUAGAAUAAACAACCAGCAAUUAUUGGUAGUUUUCCUGUGUUGUUAUAAUAUGAAAAAAAACUAAUCAAUAAACAUUAUAUACAUUA